Messenger RNA from Rhinichthys klamathensis goyatoka, 805 nucleotides. RefSeq names its product pseudouridine 5'-phosphatase (gene pudp). Lineage: Eukaryota; Metazoa; Chordata; Actinopteri; Cypriniformes; Leuciscidae. Gene Ontology annotation, molecular function: phosphatase activity. The record is from RefSeq and is a predicted model, not a curated record. The coding region runs from base 52 to 732 and encodes 226 amino acids. The transcript has 4 exons.
AGUCAAUGAAGUUUCGUGUCCACAUAGUAGAGCAAACGUAUCGAUUAAAACAUGUCUUUUAAACCAGUAACACACGUGCUUUUUGAUAUGGACGGAUUAUUAUUAGAUACAGAGAGGUUGUACUCAGUGUCAUACCAGGAGGUCUGUGACAGGUUCAAUAAGCAGUAUACCUGGGAAGUGAAGUCCUCUGUGAUGGGAAAAAAGGCUUUGGAGGCUGCCAGGAUCAUAAGAGACAAAAUUGAACUCCCCAUGACCCCUGAAGAGCUCCUGGAGGAGACUAGAAAAAUUCAGGAGCGAUUAUUCCCCACAGCCUCUCUGUUGCCAGGUGUAGCAAAGAUUGUCAACCAUCUACACAAGCAUGGCAUUCCUAUUGCUGUUGGCACAAGCUCAGCAGGUCUGACCUUUGAGAUGAAGACUAGCCGUCAUAAAGAGUUCUUCAGCCUCUUCAGUCACAUUGUCCUUGGAGAUGAUCCUGAAGUAAAAAAUGGCAAGCCACACCCUGACAUUUUUGUGGUGUGUGCCAAGAGAUUCUCUCCCCCUGCCAACGCUGAACAGUGUCUGGUUUUUGAAGACGCUCCAAAUGGAGUAAAGGCGGGUCUGGCAGCUGGAAUGCAGGUGGUGAUGAUCCCAGAUGAUAACCUGGACCACAGCCUCACCCAGGAGGCCACCUUGCUGCUCAGAAGCAUGGAAGAGUUCAGACCAGAACUCUUCGGUCUUCCAGCCUACCCAUAAGGACAGUAAUCACAGCAGUGAUUUAAAUUCCACCAUAUCCUGUCAAUUUAAAAAAUAAAAAUAAAAAUUGGAA